Molecule: messenger RNA, 3256 nt
Organism: Frankliniella occidentalis (western flower thrips)
Lineage: Eukaryota; Metazoa; Arthropoda; Insecta; Thysanoptera; Thripidae
Product: ATP-dependent RNA helicase DHX30
Exons: 16
Coding region: 86-3094 (1002 amino acids)
Cellular component (GO): intracellular anatomical structure; nucleus; cytoplasm
Molecular function (GO): DNA helicase activity; G-quadruplex RNA binding; ATP binding
Source: RefSeq, a predicted model, not a curated record
GAUGAAGAUAUGAGAAACUGAACGUAACUGAACCUCGUGUAAGCUUCUGCUAGAAUGUGCGUGAAAAUAAUUUACCAAAAAAACUAUGUUUUCUGUGCUUGUAUCCUCCGUCAGUCGUAGAAAUUCACUGGUGAAAUGCUCCAUAUUGUCGCAAACAAGUUUGCGGCUCCACAGGCAUUGUUUUCGACCGUGUCAACUGAAUAUUGGAAGUGAUACUCAACCAAGCUUUUUAGUCAGCUUUAAUUCAGUUAAGAAAUUGUAUACGACUCAGCAUGAUGGGCUCCAAUCAUAUUCAACGUCUAGCAGUUUACUCACAACUCAAGAUACCACUUCUAAAGCGUCGGAGAUUUUUCCUCUUCCACUGUCAGCAAUGAACAGUUUGAAUCAACGACUGUCUUCAAAACUUGGUGUUUCAUCUAUACUGAAAGAACAUUUAAAGAAAAGUAAAACUGGCUAUGUUUGUGAGUUAGAACUUACUUGGCCACAACCUCUUAAGUUUUCUGCAUUAGGAAAAAGAAAAGUGAAUGCCCGGACUCAAGCAAGUCUACAAGCUUUACUGUGGUUAUUUUCUCACAAUUUUAUUUAUGAAUCAGCCCAGCCAAAUCUUACAGAUCUUGCAGACAGUAAAAAUAAACUGUUUAUGUGCCUUGAUAAAUCUAUUGUGACUGAUAUAGAUGAAGUUCUAAAGGUUCAUUCAAAAGAGAUUGUUCCAAUACUCUCUGCACUUGAAUGCAACACAUUCUGUAUGGGUGACACUCAUCAGCAUGAACAUAUUCAUCCAACCUUAGGCAUUCCUUUCCCUACCUCUGAGGAAUUGGAAGAAUGGAAUAAGGUAUUACAGACAUCAGUUACUAGUAAUAAGAAAAACAAAGAACAGUUAGGGCCAGUUUUACCAAUUGAAAACUAUAGGAAAGAAAUUUUGGAAUCCAUUGCCGAAAGCCGAGUAACAAUUCUGAAGGGUGAAACUGGCUGUGGGAAAACAACUAAGGUACCACAAUUUAUAUUAGAGGAAGCAUUUGACUCCGGUAAAGGAGCAUAUUGCAACAUUGCUGUCAUUCAACCCCGCAGACUAACUACAGUAGAAACUGCAAAAUAUGUUGCAAAGGAGCGUGGGGAAAAUGUUGGUCAGUCUAUUGGAUAUAGUGUUAAAAUGGCAACAAUCCUACCCUCCGUAGUUGGAGGCACAAUCACUUUCUUGACUGGAAUGAAGUUUGCCCACAAAUUUACUGAUAAUCCUAUGCUUCAAGGUAUUUCACAUGUUGUACUUGAUGAAGUUCAUUUGCGUGAUAUAGGGACAGAUCUUGUGAUGACUUUGCUGAAGCAAGCCAUGAUGACUAAUAAAGAUCUCCGUGUCAUAAUCAUGAGUGCUACAGUGGACACAACUAUGUUUGAGUCGUAUUUCAAUUGCUUUGGAAAGGUGCAGAUUUGCACAGUGCCAGGCCGCACUUUUCCAGUAAAAAUGCAUUUUUUGGAUGAUCUUCCUACAAACCUAGUAGCUUAUCAAAAACAAAUAGAGAAAGAGAAUAGUGAUUUAAAGGUUAAUUUUGAACAGGUGAGGAGGAUUGUGUCAUGGAUUAAUUAUACCAAACCUGCUGGAGGAAUAUUAAUUUUUGUGAGCGGCUGGAAUGAAAUGUCUGAGCUUCAAAAAAUUUUAUCAAGGGAGGCAAAUAUGCUUAUUGUACCUGUACAUAGUAUGUUUCGGGAUUGCUCUGCAGCAUUUGAACCAGCACCUAAUGGCAAAAGAAAAGUUAUUUUGGCAACCAAUAUUGCAGAAACCAGCUUAACAUUCCCUGACAUUGUGUACGUAAUUGACUGUGGAAUUCACAAGAAACCUAAGAGAAAUGUGCUAUCUCCUGGUGGCUGGUCAUCUGUCAGGAUGAGUUCUGAGUGGGUUACAAAAGCCAAUGUACUACAGCGUAAAGGAAGAGCUGGAAGAGUACAACCUGGUGAAAGCUUCCAUCUUUUCACCAAAGAGAAGUUUUCUGAAAUGGAAAGCUAUGAGCUGCCCAGUAUUUUGACUGAAAGUCUGGAGUAUCUUGUUCUUAGUAUUAAGAUGGUGAAUCCUGAUAUCCAAGCAAAUAAAUUAUUGAAAGAAUUUCCCACCCCUCCCAGUGAAAGAGAUGUCAGGCAUGCCGUUCACACCCUCCAAACAGUGUCCUUACUUUCACAUCCCGAUGAGAAGCCAACUCCAUUAGCAUUGGCAGUAAUGCGAAUGAGUUCUUCUCUACCAUCAGCUUUAGCACUCAUCUAUAGUUCUAUUUUUAGGUGUUUUGACAAAACCCUGUCUAUAAUAGCUGCUGAAGAGACCCCACUAAUGUUAUCUUCACGACGCGAAGUGAGUGAAUCAAGAGCUACUCUUGAACGCUUGUUGAAAGAAUCAUACCAUGAGUCAAGUGACCACCUUGCAAAGAGUAAUGCAGUUAACGAUAUAAAGAAUAAUAAUACACCAUCUUUCAGACAAACUAGAGUUUUGAAAAGUUUUUUGGGAAAGCAAAUUAAGUCAAUGAGCCCUGCAUUAAAAUAUUCCACUCUUAAUGAAAACUGUAAUGAGCAGCUUGUGUUGUCAAUUAUUUUGAAGUCUUUUGGAUCCCUUCUGGUGAAAUCCCAUGGGAAAUCAAUGACAGUUUCCCUGCGAGAUAAGUCUGGUAUUACAGCAAUGGUCAAGUCUAGUAGUAUCAAUUCAAAAUUUGAAAACUUAGAGUCCCCUUUUCUCAUGUACUUGAAUGGCCAUGUUGUGAGAGGGAACCUAUUGUCCACUAAAGAUACAUCUGUCAUUUCCCCAUUGUCCGUCCUCUUAUUUUUACCAUUUUCUUUUAAAGCUGUGGAAGUUGAAUCUGACAGAAUUGAAGUCAAGGCUUGGCAUAAGAACUGGGUAGCUCUUAGUCUAGAAAAGGAGGAUUACCAUCGCAUCUUAGCUCUUAGAAGAGCUCUGAAAGAUUGUUUAGAUUAUUUCGUCAUAGCAGAAACUCUUAAUCAACCUGAUCAUAAUUAUGGAAUACUGUGUGACUUUAGGAGCCAACUUAUUCAGUGUGUUACCAAGAUGCUAACUGGUGGGCAGAGGCACACCAAUGCCAUCCCCAAAACUGAAGACUGAACUCUUACACUCUAAGUAGCAAGGGACAUUUUCUGUCCAAUGCAAGAUGCAUAAAAAAAUGAACAAAAAUUGUUUUUGUCAUUUAGAGACAAUACAUCUUUUUCUUGUACCUGUAUUAAUCUAUGCUAAAUAUAUAUGCCAAUUAUAUUCAUAAUCACUGAA